GACCACAGUACGUUAGUGACGAGCUCGGCGUCGCGGCUGACGAUGUGACGAUAAUCUGCUCUGUCAAGCGCACGUCGUGCGAUACGACACGGUCUAGCUGCAAAUUCAUGCUUCAGGUAAAGUGAGAGAGAAAGAGAGGGAGAGAGAGAAAAAAAUAGAGAGCGAGAGAGAUGUACUGAGCGCUCACAGAUUGGAGGGAGAGCCAUUGCGAGCGUUGCAUGUGCGCGGUGCGACAGAGCAAAGUUGCGGUGGGAAAUCGGGUCUACUCGUCGGCUCGCCGCGCGGCAAGCAAGAAGCAAAGCUCUACUAGCAAAAAGAGGCCGUCAGCUGCCGUCAGUCACACUCGAGAUUUCUCGUGAUCGGGUUGCUACUGCUGUUUGAGUGAUUGACUCCUCGAGUUUUCUCGUGCUCGCCUCAAAUCAAGGGAUGUCGACUGGCUGUGUGAGGAUGCAGGCCAACGGGGAUAGUUGUGAGCCCGGCCAAAGGAAGAAGUUACAUACUCAGACGGAGGCCAAGGUCAUGGUCGUGCUUGGUGCUCAAUGGGGUGACGAGGGCAAGGGUAAAGUCGUCGACAUGCUUGCCACUAAUGUCGAUGUCGUCUGCAGAUGUCAGGGAGGAAGUAAUGCAGGUCAUACGGUAGUUGUAGAUGGUGCCGAAUACCACUUCCACCUUCUACCUAGUGGAAUAAUCAAUCCCAGAUGUAAAUCCGUUAUAGGCAAUGGAGUGGUCAUCCAUUUACCAGGUUUAUUUGAAGAAUUGGAGGAAAAUGAGGCUCAAGGACUCGUAGGUUGGAAAGACCGGCUGAUCAUUUCUGACCGUGCCCAUAUUGUAUUUGAUUUUCAUCAGCAAGUUGAUCAACUCCAAGAAAUGGAAAAAGGAAGCAAAUCACUUGGUACAACCAAGAAAGGUAUAGGUCCAGCUUAUGCAAGCAAAGCUGCUAGAACUGGAAUUAGAAUAAGUGAUCUUGUUGGAGAUUAUGAUAAAUUCUCCGAGAAGUUUACUACCCUUGUAACAUCCCAUCAGAAAGUUUUCCCUGCUUUGAAAGUAGACAUAAAUUCCGAGUUAGAACGCUACAAAGGGUAUGCAGAACGCGUCAGACCUUUCGUGAAAGAAACAGUUCACUAUUUAUAUCAGGCAGUGAAAGAAGGAAAGAAAGUCUUGGUUGAGGGUGCUAACGCUGCUCUGUUAGAUAUAGAUUUCGGAACGUAUCCGUACGUUACUAGCUCGAAUUGCAGUAUCGGUGGAGUUUGCACUGGUCUAGGAAUUCCGCCUACUGUUAUUGGAGAUAUUGUGGCGGUAGUCAAAGCUUACACUACUCGGGUAGGUGAUGGCCCAUUUCCGACUGAGCUGUUAGAUGCCACCGGAGAUAUCUUGCAAAAACGUGGUGCUGAGUUCGGUGUCACGACAAAGAGAAAAAGGCGUUGCGGCUGGCUCGAUUUAGCUCUAUUAAAAUUCACAGCAAUGGUUAAUGGUUACACAUCAAUCUGUGUGACAAAACUUGACAUCUUGGAUACAUUGCCAAAAAUUAAAGUUUGCAUCGGAUAUCGCCUGAAUGGAAAAGAAAUAGACUACUUUCCCAGUAGCAGUUCAGAUUUAGCCAAAGUAGAACCAAUUUAUCAAGAAUUCGAAGGAUGGCAGACUAGUACAGAAGGAGUUCGCUCUUUUAAUAAUUUACCCUCGAGUGCUAAAAAAUACAUACAAACAUUGGAAGAGUAUUUAGAUAUACCAGUAAAGUGGGUAGGCGUGGGCGCCGGUAGAGAAAGUAUUAUCGCUAUCUGACAUUCAUCAUGUAAAGAGUGACAAUACUGCACCAGUUCUAUUGUAUUAUUACAGAUAAUUGUUAAAAUAUUGUUCACAAUGUGGAGCUGAUGCGCACACGAUGUAAGAAAUUUUCAACAGCGUUACUUAAGAAUGAAGGCUGAUCACAAGCCAGUCUGGAAACAGUUUGAAAACGUGCUUGAAAAUGUAUGACGUCGAGUGAUACGCUUCGUUCCCCUACAGGUUCUAUAGGAUAAGAUUUUAUUGUCCAAGGAUUUUUUUUAUUAUAAUUGCGGUCAACUAUUGUUUAAUUAUUUGAGUGCAGAUUUUCAGUUAUCACUAACUUGAAUUUCGUAACGGUGGUGAUGAUAUUGUCAUUAAUGUCCAUUGAAAUUGUUACGGUUCAGAGCAUUAACUCAUUUACAUGAUCGUAAAUGCCAAUCAACAUAAGUUCAUCAAUUUUUUACAGUUAACUUCUAUUUUUUUGUGUCUGCGUAAACGUUUGACAUUCUUUUUGUUUCCUGGCGCGUCGACUUUAAAAUCAAAUUUUUAUCUGGAAUAAAACGAAUUGGUCGAAAUCAGAAAAAGUAUAAUUGUAUAGAAAUAGAAUUUGAAUUAAUUGUGCAUAGAAAUAGAAUUUGAAUUAAUUGUGCAUAGAAAUAGAAUUGAAGAAGGAUGAAUUGAAAAACACGAAAUUAAAUAUAAUAAUUCGUACGUGACAAAUGUAAUUGUGAACAUAUACAUUUUUUCGAACUUUUCUAAGAAUCUCGUUUUUUGCCAAGAGAUUUGACCAUUUUUUCCAAAGCUAAAAUACUGUAUUCUAUAUUUUUCUGCGAUUAUAUUUGAAUGUUUCAUUCAAAUAAAAAUUCUUAAAUAAAACGAUAACCACCUUUUCUAUUUAAUAUCUAAUAAAAAGAAAAAACACGAACCUACUCUACUUUAAGGAAGUUGUAAUACCUCUGAUAAGUACGUGACAUUUUUAUGGAUCAGCUCAAGUUUGCUAAAAUUCAAACAUAUCAAGUAAUAAAGUAAAUAUUGUACAAUAAAGCGUAGAUUAUUGUACAAUAAUGCUUGGGGUGUUGUAUUUAAAGUACUGGAAAACAGUGCGCAAGCGGAAGGAUCACGCGUACUACUUGAAGUAUUAUAUAUUAUCGAUACCAAAUGAUACUCUCUCGUCACCAGCGUUGGUCGGCGACCCGAUGCUCAAUGUUGCAAUCAAUCUUGGGUAUGUUCCGUAUCCAACAAGUAAUGUUGGAAACCAGUUUAACGGAUCAGUGAUCUAGAAUGUCGAUGAAUUAAUGUGAAGCGAUGUAAGGGGAUUGUUAUUGAAAUCUACGAGCCGCAAGAAUUAAUCGAUACGUGUUUUAACAAGGACGUUUGUUCCCUUCCUUCGCAUCUCGAGUUUUUGCAUCGUGCCUCGCUUUCCUCUAAGUACUUGUACGACGACGAAGAAGCAAUUACUCGAAUCUCCGACAGCGUGAUUCUAGCGAGUGUAAAUUAUCAUUGCG
Phymastichus coffea is the source of this 3266-nucleotide messenger RNA. It is a transcript of the gene Adss, whose product is annotated as adenylosuccinate synthetase. The transcript is spliced from 6 exons. Gene Ontology annotation, cellular component: cytoplasm. The coding region runs from base 427 to 1779 and encodes 450 amino acids. Gene Ontology annotation, molecular function: GTP binding; adenylosuccinate synthase activity. Lineage: Eukaryota; Metazoa; Arthropoda; Insecta; Hymenoptera; Eulophidae. The record is from RefSeq and is a predicted model, not a curated record. Gene Ontology annotation, biological process: 'de novo' AMP biosynthetic process; IMP metabolic process.